Schistocerca nitens (vagrant locust) is the source of this 2301-nucleotide messenger RNA. RefSeq names its product facilitated trehalose transporter Tret1-like. The annotation marks the transcript as partial. Gene Ontology annotation, biological process: transmembrane transport. NCBI's taxonomy places the organism in Eukaryota, Metazoa, Arthropoda, Insecta, Orthoptera, Acrididae. The transcript is spliced from 4 exons. Gene Ontology annotation, cellular component: membrane. The record is from RefSeq and is a predicted model, not a curated record. Gene Ontology annotation, molecular function: transmembrane transporter activity.
CUGGGGCCGGUGCCGCCCCCGCCCCCGCCCCCGCAGGCGGACAGGAGGCUCGCGUGGCGCCGGCUGCGCGCGGAGCUGCUGGUGGCGGGCGCCUGCUUCCUGCUCACCGUAGUCAACGGCUUCCCCAUCGGCUUCUCGGCCGUGCUGCUGCCUCAGCUGCGCUCCAACGCCUCCUCACUGCCCACCUCGGACGACAUGUGCUCCUGGAUAGCCAGCAUCCACUCUGCGGCGACGCCGCUGGGCGCGCUGUCCUCCAGCUGGUUCUCGGAGCGGCUGGGCCGGCGCGCCACGCUGCAGCUGACGGUGCUGCCCAACGUGCUGGGCUGGCUGCUGCUCGCGCUCGCCAGGGACCAUGCCGUGCUGCUCGCCGGCCGCGCCGUCUGCGGAUUCGCCGUCGGGCUCGCCGUGCCGCCUACGCAGGUGUACCUGGGCGAGACGUCGGAGCCGCGGGUGCGCGGCAUGCUGGCGGGGUCGCCGAUGGUGAGCUACUCGCUGGCGAUCCUGGUGGUGUACACGCUGGGCAGCUGGCUGGAGUGGCACACGGUGGCCUGGAUCAACACGGCGCUGCCGCUGGCCGCGCUCGCCGCCGUCUCGCUGGUGCCCGAGAGCCCCGUCUGGCUGGCGCGCAACGGCCGCCUCGAGCAAGCCCGGCGCGCCCUCACCUGGCUGCGCGGGGGCCGCUGCGCAGACCCCCACGAGGUGGAGGGGGAGCUGCAGGAGAUGGUGUCGCGCAUGCACGCCGAGCAGGCGUCGCUGGCGGCGGAGGCGCGCUCGGGCAAGGCGCGGCCGUCGCUGCUGCAGACGUUUCUGCAGCCGCGCGUCUACCGGCCGGUGCUGAUCGUCAACCUGGUGAACAUGACGCAGAUCUUCUCGGGCACGUUCAUGCUCAUCUUCUACUCGGUGGACCUGAUCCGCGAGGCGGACGAGGCGGGCGAGGUGGGCGUGGGCGGCGAGUUCGGCGCGGCGGUGCUGACGGCGGCCGUGCGGCUGGCCGUGGCGGUGCUGGCGUGCGCGCUGCUGCUGUGGCUGGGGCGGCGCCCCAUGGCCGUGGGCGCGGGCGCCGCCACCGCCGCCGCCGCCUGCGCCGUGGCCGCCGUCUGCCGGCUGCGCGAGGCGCGGCCCCCGGGCCGGCCCGCCGCCCCCGGCGAGGCCCCCGCGCUCGUCGCCUGCCUGCUCCUCUACAUCGCCGCCAACACGGCCGGCUUCUUCGUGCUGCCCAUCGUCGCGACGGGCGAGCUGCUGCCGGCGCGCGUGCGCGGCAUCGCCGGCGGCUACAUCUACUUCUUCUUCAACCUGGUGCUCUUCGCCGUCGCCAAGCUCUUCCCGCUGGCCGUGCGCGCCGUCGGCGUCUCCGGCGUCUUCUGGGCCUUCGGCGCCUUCUCGCUGCUGGGCACCGUCCUCAUGUACCUCGCAGUGCCCGAGACCAAGGGCCGCACGCUCAACGAAGUCGAGGACUACUUCGACGGCGAGAACGCGCUCUGGGUGACCAGGAGGAAGGGCAGCGAGUUCUCGAAUCGCCGGGCCGCCCACAAAGCUUGAGGGCUUACGAAAACUGUGCGGUGAAGCAAAGGAGUUAGCAGUCACGUGCAGUGAUCGGCGUGGAGCAGCAAAGAGCUAAGAGAAAUCCAGUGGAGAAACAGUCCGAGUGACAAAAUUUUCGAGACCAGUUGUCGACAUAUUGCCUUUCGUCUUCCACGUCGGGAUUCCUGGCCGACGUUUCUUCUACGACUUUCCUGGCUGGGCUUUCGAUCCCAGUCCACUGCACGCAAUGGAAGGUGAACCUUUGACAGUACCAGCCACUCGUGCUGGGGAAAGUCAGAAAAAUCUAUUAAUCUGAUGGAACUGCAUUUUUCUGGCGACAUAUCAAUCUUCGAUGAGGAUAGAAUCUGAAGUAAUGAAUUAAAUCCAAGAUUUCCUGCUUACUACACAGAUGUGCUAACCAGUUACACAAACCUGCCAUUAUGCGUACCACAGCUCCACAGACAACCAUAGUCCACUUCCCUCCCUAUCACAAACUUCAAUUCAAGGCUUCAGCACAUUUUCCCCUUCAUAAAUCGCCAGUACUGCCGACGUUCAGCGAUACUGAAAUAGCACUUUUAUGUCUUCCUGGAGUGGCAGACAUAAGUUGGAAUUGAUUACGUAGGCUUUCCCUGCGUAAUAAGUCUUGAAAGUCUCUUCGGGUUUGCUGUCUGAUCCUAAAAUCAACUUGACGCGAUAUUUCGGCGAUCCAACUGUUCGCCAUUUUCAGGAAAAUGCUGCUUAUGCUGAUGAGUCCCGCUGAGAACUGACGCCAGGUUGCAA